This is a messenger RNA of Drosophila willistoni, 481 nucleotides long. RefSeq lists its product as uncharacterized. The record is from RefSeq and is a predicted model, not a curated record. Bases 102 to 434 code for a protein of 110 amino acids. Lineage: Eukaryota; Metazoa; Arthropoda; Insecta; Diptera; Drosophilidae. The transcript has 3 exons.
UACUUGGAGAUACAGACAGAGAGAGAGAGAGAGAGAGAGAUUUAGGGAACCCAAUUGAUAAGAGCCUUCAUUAAUUGUUUCUAACACGAUUUGUCACAGAAAUGUUUCAAAGAUUCGUAUUACUGGUCGUGAUUGUGUUUGUUGGAUCCACUACGGGAUUCAGCACUCAGUAUCGUGGCAAUACCCGGCAUCCAACUUUACCCGAGCAUUGCUACUACGAGGAAUUGGAGAUGUCCAUAGCUCUAAAUGCCACCAACUAUCCUGUGGACUAUGAUAGUUAUUGUGUCAAGGUGCAUUGCCGCGAUGAUUACGUCUUGGUGAUACGACACUGCGAUCGCAUGCAAUUGCCAAAUGGUUGUUCCUUUACAUCCAAUGAUUAUGCCCAACCGUAUCCAGAUUGUUGUGCCCGCCUUGUGUGUUCAAAUCGGCCCUAAUUAAAUGCAAAUAUUUAUAUGUAUAUUAGUAAAGAAUUUAAAGUCUG